Schistocerca nitens (vagrant locust) is the source of this 6036-nucleotide messenger RNA. Its product is annotated as cytokine receptor-like. Bases 305 to 4150 code for a protein of 1281 amino acids. Gene Ontology annotation, molecular function: protein binding. The record is from RefSeq and is a predicted model, not a curated record. The transcript is spliced from 5 exons. NCBI's taxonomy places the organism in Eukaryota, Metazoa, Arthropoda, Insecta, Orthoptera, Acrididae.
UUGCGGAGUGGACGCCUCCGGGUGAGGUAGUGUGUACCGUGAAAGAGUGUCGCGUAGUUGCGUUCCGCGAAUGUUCGCGUUCUUGUUUUCAGCGUGUGUGUUUAUUGUUUACUGUAGACGUGCACCAGGGUGCAAUCCGACUGUUUUGUGCCUGCCGCCUUGUAGCAGUACCCUACUCAUUUUUUAUUCUGUGUCUCUUCAGUCAAUUUAGAAAGAGCUGCCUUACAGCGAUAGAAGUGAGCAGCUCGGCGCGUACAUACUGCCAACUGCAUUCAAGUAUUGUUAUGUCUGGUUUGCUGAGGAUAUGAGGCAUCUUACGAUGCUGUGGCCGUCCGUCCUAGUGAUACUGGUGGCGACAGCAUGUGCGAGUGCGGACAAUUGUAUGCAGCUGCAAGACAAGCCAGGAUAUACCGUGCCACCAGGAGACAUCUCAGUGGAGUACGGCAAGCCCCUGGAGAUACUAUGUGUGUUGGACGCCGAACACAAGGCCACCGCAGGAAGCAACGCCACCGACAUCGCGUUCGAACGGAACGGCUCCCCCGUCCCCUCGAAAAAUGUGCAGGUGGUGAAUUCAACCACGGCACGCCUUUACAUGGAACAUGCUGAACCCGCAGGCAACGCCUACUAUUACUGUUUGCUCAAACCCAGCGGCCGAAAGCCAACCACCGUCUGCAUGAACCGUGUCGCUGUAGGGUACCCACCGGGGGAUCUGAAGAUUGAGAAUUUCACGUGUGUUUCUAGACACUUGAAAAAUCUCAACUGCACUUGGCAGGUUCCCGAGAACCCGAUAAAAACCACCUACAGCAUCAGCUACACGUACGGUUUGCCAGAGACGAGAUACCUCAACGGUGUCAAGUGCCCAGAUGAGAAUAGUCCAAAUUUUGGGUACUGCUACUGGGACGAUAAAACAGAUCCGAUGUACCGCGAGAAGGACGAGACCUACUAUUUCAAAAUAUCUGCAGAAAACGUUCUCGGCAAUCACACAUUCGAGGAAAUCGAAUUUAACCAGUGGGCACACGCACUGUUGGACAAACCGGAGUUUCUGAAUGGUUCAUCGAAAACGACCAGUAGCGUGUACCUGCAUUGGCAGAUAGACCAGAACCUGAAGCCGCUGCCGCUGAAGUACAAACUCCUAUACAAGUCGGAGACGUCAGAGUGCGACACGACAGACGAGUGGAAGCAAGUGGACACCUCCGAUUUCAACUGGAAGAGGUCGACUUUCAAUCUCACCGACCUGCCGUACGCGAAUUUUCUGUACGACGUGCGGCUGUAUAUAGCUCCGGCCAAGGCGAAGGGGGACGACGUGUGGUCCGAACCGGCGACGUUUACUUUCAGAACGGAACCGAUGCCUCCCACAUCACCACCAGAUCUCGCCCCGGGCAGCUUCCAGGUCAUCGGGAAGGAGUCUACGCGCGACGUUCUCAUCUUCUGGAAGAGGCUGCCUCGCUGCCGGGAGAAUGGAGACGAUUUCCGGUACAAGGUUGUGGCCAAAGAGGUCGGCACAGCGAAGCCGGAACUCGAGGAUCCCCAACCCAAGUCAUCGUACGCCAGGUUCAGUAACCUCUCGCUGAACGCGUAUGAAGUUUCCGUGUAUGCGGUGAACAAAGAGGGCAGCUCGAAACCGGCUGUUAUACUGAUACCCGAGAAGGUGCGGACACCGCCUCAGGCUUCGAGAAUCGUCACGGUCGUCAAAGAGAACGGUGUUGUACAACUGAAUUGGGACAGGGCAUUUCCGGAAGUGGGGACGAAAAAGGCAGAGACCUUCACAGUGUUUUGGUGCCAGAAUGAGCAGCUCACCAGUGUGCACUGCUCGGGAUUGCUCAACUCGGCGGUGGUGAGCAGCGAGAAGGCCGAAGCGACCAUCCAGACGAGGCCUGGGAAGGUGUACGAAUUCGGCGUGGCUGUAAACUCGGGCAACGCCAGCAGCGGCAUUACGUGGGUCACCUGCACCUUGAGACCGGACAGCGUGUACGGACGAGUUUCCAUGCCGAUCGUGCUCAAGACGGCGGCCACCUUUCUGGAGAUCAGCUUCAAGGUGGACUGCCUCAAUGGACUGAAGAGCGCCCACUAUCAAGUGCAGUACUGCGCUAUAGACGGGCCCACGAAACCAGAAUGCAGGGGUGCAGUGGAGACGCUGGCGGUGUCGACGAACAGCACGGAGGUGUUGGUGAACGUGACGGACCUGCAGCCGUACACGACGUACCGGCUGUCGGUGAUUCCCGCCGACGAGGACGGCAAGCCGGUGGGCGACCGCAGCAAGUGGGUGAACGUGACGACGAUGGAGACGCGGCCGUCGCCGCCGCGCAACGUCACGCUGGAGGAGGUGACGGGCGAGCGGGUGGUGGUGAGCUGGCUGGAGCCGCUGCCGCUGAACGGCGUGCUGCAGCGCUACGUGGUGCGCUACGGCGGGCGCGCGCUCGACGUGGCGCCGGGGCGGGGCACGCGCGUCGUCCUGCCCGUGGACGGCGACCGCGAGUACAGCGUGGUGGUGGAGGCGUGCACCAACAGGGGCUGCACGCCGGCGCCGCGGCCGCUGGCGCUGCGCUCGCGCGUCGGCCCGCCGGGGCCCGUGGGCCGCGUGGCGGCGCGGCCGCAGCCGGGGGGCCGGCUGGCGCUGGCGUGGGCGGCGCCGGUCCCGCCGGGCGGCCCCCGCCACCUGUACCAGGCGCUGCUGCUGCACGCCGCCUCCGGCCGCAACCGCACGCUGCCGCUGCGGCCCGCCGCGCCGCACAACCUCACCGACUUGCUCGACGUGCCCUUCUGCGACGCCGACCCCGACGCCAGCUACAAGGUGGCCGUCAGGGCCAUCAACCUCGACGAGCACAACGGCAUGCUGUUUGGCAACUGGAGCGAGUGGACCGACGCUUACUGCCGCAUUACCGGUGGGCUGCAGAAAGGCCGCGUGCUGCUGUGGUGCGCGGGCACGCUGGGCGUGCUGGCCGCGUGCGCUGCGCUGGUGGUCGGAGGGAGGCGGCUGGCGCGCUGGUGGCGGCACGCCAGGGGUGUCCAGGUGAAGCUGCCGCCCGGCCUGGCGCCGCCGCCCGCCGACAAGCGCGACCGUGACGAGGAGCGCCGCGUGCGCACGCCCUGGCUACUGUACGGCCGCGAGAAGGCGGCGGCCGCGCUCGGGUCGCCCACGCACGAGGAGACGACGCUGCUGCGCGGGGGUGGCGUGGCGCGCUGCGACAGCGGGGGCGGCGGCAGCAGCGCGGGCACCGGCAGCGACUGCGCGCUCUCCUCCCUCACGUCGGCCACCACCGCCGCCUCCGACAGCGACGGCGACGCGGAGGCGGACGCGGCAGGUGCCAAGCCGCGGGCCGCCCGCCAGUGGAGCACAUUCUCGGACGGCUCGGUGUCGCGCAGCACGCCCAACCUGUGGGAGGCGGAGGCGGCCUACUGCCGCGCCGGCCUGCCGGAGGCGCCCGCCGCCGGCUACGUCACGGUCGCCAGCGCCCCCUACGUCCGUAGGGGCAGCCUCGACGGCUGGCCACACACCGUCGCAGCAGCGGCUGCCGCACCGGCCAUCCCCGCAGGGUACACCCAGAUGGGCGCCAACAACGAGCUGGUGGCUGUGGCAGAACUGAAGACACCGCCGGCCGCCCACAGCCUCAACGACAACGGGACGAGUAGGGGCUACGUGCCGCGGCCCGCGGAAGCUGCGCCGGCGGCCGCCAAGCAGCAGCUGGUGCUGACUCCGCUCACCCAGUGGGCGCCCAACCACGGCCACAACAGCACUGUGCCUUACGUCACCGCCGCCAGACCGCAGCAGCAGCAGCAGCAGCAGAACGCCCCCACCGUGUGGCCUUCCAUCCGCUGCGAGAUGCCCACUGCCGCCGCCACUGCAGCGCCCGCCGCAGCCAGAGGCUACGUCAGCGUGGACAACCUUCCCCCGCCACCAGCCAGUUCGGCGCCCUCCGCCCCCGGCGCGUCGCCGACGCCGGCGGGCUACGUCGUCUGCAGCUCGGGCCGCCCCCCGGACGGCUACGUCACGGCGGGCCCGCCCCCGCCUGCGCAGACGCCCACGCACCACUGCAAGCCCGGCGGGGCGUACGUGCUGCUGGGGGAGGCGGCGGGUGCGGGCAGACUGCCGCCCCCGGCUGCCGCCCCCGCGCGUGGCUACAUCUCCCUGCAGCAGCUGGACAGGACUUAAGCCCAGUAGGCGCCCUGCGCGUGACCAGAUCUGUUAGCUGGCUGCCAUAGCCUCAAACUUGCUCAAUUAUCAGUACAGUGAAACCCGCAACUUCCGUUGCCCGCUAACUGCAGAUUUUCUUCCGCACGAGAAUCGACGUCAGUUAAGUUGCUGCUCUAUAAAGUUAAGACACCUACAGCUUUCCCCACCCUAUUCGACAGCCCACUGGAAGAGCACACGUGUAUAGGUUUCACUGUAUGUAACUGUAGCGUCGGCGUCAGUAGAGGGCGAUUGGAACAACACACACGAGAAGCCUGUGAAGUUCAAACCCGCCGGUAGUUGGCCGCUGAUUGCCAGAGUAGAAAUUUACGUAGCUACGCAUGAUAGGAGUAGCAAUGCGGGAGUACAUGUAAUACACAGCCUUUUAGUACAAUUCAAUUUACUGGCUGCGCCUUUAGUUUGUGGUUGAUCCACAAAGACAUUUAAUCAUGAAAGAUAGACUUUUGACCAGGAAGAAAACUGGCGAUUGACGCCACGUCCACAGGAAUAAAGAAGGCAGCCAACUGCUAAGCGAAUUUAGCUUUUUUAGCUUAUAUUUUUAUCGUAAGUUUAUAGCUUUACCGAGAGUUGCUAAAGUAGUCACAAUUUCUGUUAGUUUGUCUCACAAGGUGAAAGACUUUUCAUCCCACAAGAGUGUAAAUUAUGGAAGUUCGUCUAUGAUAAGAAAAUAUUCUGUGCCUCUAUAAGAUGCUGAUACAAACGUAUAGACUGUUGACUGGUUACGAGUUAACUGUCAAAUAUUUGAUUCGUGGUAUGUGUACAACUAAAUAUAAAUACUAAGAGCACACACUGUGUGAAAUCUGCGUUUGUGUGAAUACUGGCCCAUUCUUGCUUAUUCUGCUUCAUUGUAUGUGUCUGCAAUAUGAGACUGUAUGUGUACCUGUAAGUAUUUGGAAAAUUUCCCUGUUUGUGGUUGUCUCCUCACUGUGUGUGUGUGUGUGUGUGUGUGUGUGUGUGUGUGUUUUAGAAUGUUGAAACUGUACCUGUGAUGAAUAUUAAUCAUGUGUGGCCACUUCUGGAUAUGAGUGUAUACUGUGUUUUAGUUGUAUAAAACUAGUGACUUCCUCAAAAAAAUGAGGUAAUAUUAAUAAGUCAUUCUUCAUCAGCUGCUAAAAAGUGCCUUUUUUGCAGUUCUUUAUUAAGUGCGUAUAGUGUGUAUUUCACCACAAGAUGUACUGAAUACGUAUAAAAAAUAAGUUUACAUUACCAAUCCAAAAAUGUAAUCUUUUUGUUCAAUAAUCGUUUUAUCUGUAUCACUGCUCAACUACUAGUUAAAUCUUCUGCAUCUGUUAUCGACUGAAGUUGUACCUCAUCACAAGGCAAAGGAAAGUUUUUAUCAUUCAAAUAUAAAUUGUCCACUUUUAUGUUAUACACACAGGAAGUGUGAUACAUUAAAUCACUUUUAAUGGCACAAAUUUAAAGUUCUAUUUUUUGCUUAUUCCGUACAAAUACAGAUUCGUAAUCAAACUUGUCGUUCUUGUAUAACUGCCUGUAUAGCUUACAUCGUGAAAUGGGUACAAAAUAAUCCUGUCCACAAAAGUCCACCAUUUGACAGUAGUAUGCGUAUUUUGUAAAACUGAUUCAGUGCUGUAAAAACCAAAUGAAGAACAAAUAAAAUUACUGCCUGUACCUUGGCUAAAAUUUAGUUUCGUGCUUACUAGAGAACAUUACUUGAUCACAGAACCUGGUGCUGUGUUCAUACUGCUGUUAUAGUCAUAUGAGAUUAUGUUUUAUUUUUGUUUUUAUUGUAUAAGCAAAAGCAGAUAUACACUAGCAAUUGUUAUCUCUGUAUAUAUUUUGGUACCGGUACUUUUUAAGAUGUAUGUAAGCCACUGCAAUAAAUUGUG